Molecule: messenger RNA, 1809 nt
Organism: Kazachstania africana CBS 2517
Lineage: Eukaryota; Fungi; Ascomycota; Saccharomycetes; Saccharomycetales; Saccharomycetaceae
Product: STE domain-containing protein
Exons: 1
Coding region: 1-1809 (602 amino acids)
Biological process (GO): regulation of pseudohyphal growth; regulation of DNA-templated transcription; sexual reproduction
Cellular component (GO): nucleus; Ste12p-Dig1p-Dig2p complex; Tec1p-Ste12p-Dig1p complex
Molecular function (GO): DNA-binding transcription factor activity
Source: RefSeq, a predicted model, not a curated record
AUGAUGAAGAUACAACUAUCAAAGGAAAGAACUGAAUCCAUAUUGAAGAACGAAGUGGAAGGAAGUACUGAGGUCAUUCAAUCAACUCCUGAGGAGGUAGAAGAAGCGCUAGUUCUGAUAGAUGAGCUAAAAUACUUUUUGACGACAGCGCCUGUCAAUUGGCAAGAAAACCAGGUUAUCAGAAGAUAUUAUCUCAAUAAUGAAAUGGGAUUUGUAUCAUGUGUCUUUUGGAAUAAUUUAUAUUACAUUACCGGUACUGAUAUUGUAAAAUGUUGCAUGUAUAGAAUGCAAAAGUUUGGAAGGAAAAUUGUGCAAAAGAAGAAAUUUGAAGAAGGUAUAUUUUCAGACUUAAGAAAUUUGAAAUGUGGAAUUGAUGCAACGUUGGAACUGCCUAAAUCAGAAUUUCUUGCAUUUUUAUUUAGAAAUUCAUGUUUAAAGACUCAGAAGAAACAGAAGGUCUUCUUUUGGUUUAGUGUCCCGCACGAUAAGUUAUUUGCUGACGCCUUGGAAAGAGAUUUGAAAAGAGAAGCAUCCGGCCACGCAUCGACUACUAAGGCCACUAACGAGCCAGCAUACUCAUUCCAAUAUGACUCUUAUAUGGGACAAUCUUUAUAUGAUCAAUUAGUCAAGCAUGUUACGAUAAAGAAGAAUACUUUGGAAAGUACGAAUGUGAAGUUAGAAGAUGCUAAAGAAAAUAAUAGAAUGUAUUCGGGUUUUUUGAAAACUGAAGACGAUACCUUGGCGUCACUAUCAGACGAAGAAAAGAGAGAAUCGCGAUCUACGGAUUCGCGGGGGUUGGACCCUAUGAUUAGGACUUUGCAAUCAUCCAGAGAUUCUUCUCCAACGCUAUUUGAUACUUCUGACCCAGUUCAAGCUGAGACUCGACCUUCUAGUAUUCUUAAGCACAAAGAAAGCAUAAACAACGAAAUGAACGAUUUUUCUCUAGAUUAUUUCCCCGUUGAUAUUGACUACUCUAACGAAGAGGAUAAACUAGGCCCUCUAAACUCGGAUAUACUAGAAACGGUUUCUUCGACAAAUAUGUAUGGAUCGAAUGUUAAUCCUUUUGAAGAACAUAUAUUCUCGAAUUUUCAAUAUGGCAAGAAGAACCCAAAUUCCACCACUGGUAAAACGCCGAAGAGCAGUAGAAAAUCAAGAGAUUAUACCCAGGAACUUUUACAACUUGACGGGUUGGAGGAGAACGAACCACUUAAAAUGAAUGAUAGAAGAAAAUCUACUAAAGGCUAUGAAAAUAUGUUCAAUCCCAAUCAACGCUACGGAAGUUAUGAGGCUAUGCGCACUGCAAAUUUAUAUCAGUCUCCCGGCUAUAACCAAUACCCUACGGAGAUUCUAGCUCAAACGAUAGAGCAACCCAUGAUCGGUUUCGAAGGCAUUUUUACUCCACAGAACGUAUAUAAUAAAGAGUUUCAGGCCGAACCAUUUGAUUGGAAUUUAUUACAGCCAUCGCCAGCCCACGCCAUUAAUUCUUAUACACCUGGUUUCAGGCCCGCAAAUGCGUACCCAUGGGCUCAGGGUCCUUUUGUCUCUGUGGGAACACCAGCAAAUUAUCCAAUGUAUUAUCCCCAGAAGACACCAAAAUUCGUAAGAAGACCCUUUAUGAUAAAUCAACCAAACUCAUCAACAGGUAACCAAUUUUCAAGACAGCGGAAAGUCACAAAACCGGCACAUCGCUCCUCAGAAUCAUAUACUAGGGAAAGUAAGUCAAGCAUUCAAGAUAAGAUUAAGGAAAGUGCCAAGCAAUUACAGGCUAAUAUACAAAAUAAGACAUUAGAAAAGUCGUGGCAAAAAUAA